AAUGUCAUUGGUAAAUGGUACUUGAUAAAAUAAUAGAUUAUUUAUUUUUAAAACGUAGUUUAUUCCCACGUUAAAUUUAUAUAAUAAUAAUAUAACAAAAUGGAAACCAAAGUGGCUGUUGUUACUGGCAGUAACAAGGGAAUAGGAUUCGAAAUAGUAAAAGGAUUGUGUAAAGGGUUCGAUGGUGCCGUGUACCUCACAGCUCGAAACGAAGAAAGAGGACAACAGGCGGUCAAAAAGCUGGAAGCCUUAGGUUUUAGACCACAUUUCCAUUUACUAGAUGUUACGAGUGAGGCUAGUAUACAAAAAUUUUCUUCUUAUAUUUCUACUCACUAUUCGGGAAUCAAUAUUUUAGUAAACAAUGCAGGUAUACUUGACUUUGAUAAAUCUGUUUCAAGUUACGAAGAUGCGAAGAAGCUUAUGGAUACGAAUUUUUACAGUUUGCUUACUAUUACAAAAAUAUUGUACCCAUUGCUUCACAAUGAUGCUCGUAUAAUAAACAUCAGCAGCGACUGGGGACUCCUCUCUAACAUACGUAAACAAACAUGGUUGGAUACAUUGGCGAAAGAUGAUUUAACUGUAAAGGAAAUACUCGAUUUUGUGGGAGAUUUCUUGCAUGCAGCAAAAAGUGGAAAGAACUCCUUUGUUUCAUUCGCUGGAUCUUUCGGUGAUUACAAAGUGUCAAAAGUGGCAAUGUCUGCUCUAACAUUCGUACAACAGAGACAAUUUACUGAACAGGGUAAAGACAUAUCUAUAAACUGUGUGCAUCCCGGUUUUGUAAAAAGUGACAUGACAAAAGGAAUGGGUGACUUUUCAACGGAGCGUGGUGCCCGAGCCCCGCUGUACUUGGCUCUGGAGGCACCGCAGUCACAGAAGGGCACAUUUGUUUGGCAUGACUGUCAUCAAGUGAACUGGGAUGAUUAAGUGUUAUGUUGUUAUGAUUUUAUUAUACCUGUGAUAAUUUCAAGUGUCACAUGCACUUAAAAUAUAUGUUUUAUUCAGUUGUAAAACA
Messenger RNA from Aricia agestis (brown argus), 1012 nucleotides. RefSeq names its product carbonyl reductase [NADPH] 3-like. The transcript has a single exon. Bases 100 to 924 code for a protein of 274 amino acids. The record is from RefSeq and is a predicted model, not a curated record. Lineage: Eukaryota; Metazoa; Arthropoda; Insecta; Lepidoptera; Lycaenidae. Gene Ontology annotation, molecular function: carbonyl reductase (NADPH) activity.